This is a messenger RNA of Sardina pilchardus (European sardine), 2309 nucleotides long. It is a transcript of the gene btbd17b, whose product is annotated as BTB (POZ) domain containing 17b. The transcript has 3 exons. Gene Ontology annotation, molecular function: protein binding. NCBI's taxonomy places the organism in Eukaryota, Metazoa, Chordata, Actinopteri, Clupeiformes, Clupeidae. The record is from RefSeq and is a predicted model, not a curated record. Bases 148 to 1605 code for a protein of 485 amino acids.
GAGCGCAGCGAGAAACAGAAGGGUAGAAGAAGGACAAGCGGACGGGAAGAGAGGGAAGGACAAGGCUGGGGAAUACAGACCAGAGGGAGAAGAAGAGCGAACAGAGCGAGAGAGAGAGAGAGAGAGAGAGAAGGAACCGGACCUGGCAUGGCCUACUCGUAUGAAGGAGGGAGAAUGUCUACUCAGUUCUAUCUGGUGAUUCUGUUGGUGGGGCUAGGCGUCCACACGGUGGCCGUUGGGGGAGCAGCUAUAAGGCAGGAGAUGAACCUGGAGAAUGGCUUCACCACCCUGAACCACUCCAUGGCUCUGCUGCAGCGCAUGGAGUCCCUGCUGGUGCAGGGGAACGGCAGUGACGUGACCCUGCGCGUGCGGACCAUCAGCACGGACGAGAUGAAGGUGAUCCAGGCCCACAGUCUGGUGCUGUCACUGCAGAGCGACGUGUUCGACGAGAUGCUCCAGAACAACAACAACAGCUUCCUCGUCCUCAGGGAGCCCCAGGACUGCGCUGCCGUCUUUGACAAAUUCAUCAGGUACCUCUACUGCGGUGACAUUGCUGUGCGUCUAGACCAGGCCAUUCCCCUGCACAAGCUUGCCAACAAGUACCACGUGUGGAGCCUGCAGCAAGGCCUGACCCGCUACAUGACUCAGCACCUCUCCAGUGACUCCCCGGCAGGUCACGUGGUGGGCUGGUACCAGUAUGCUCUGCAGAUCGGCGACGUCUCGCUGCGGGACAGCUGCUUGCAGUACCUGUCCUGGAACCUGUCGUCCGUGCUGCAGAGCAACGAGUGGUCCUCCAUCAGCGAUGAGCUGCUGAUGUCGCUCCUGCAGCGCUCGGACCUCAUCCUGUACAGCGAGCUGGACCUCUACGAGGCUCUGGAGAACUGGAUCGAACAAAACCAGCCAGAGAGCAGCAUGGUGGAGACCGCGCUGCGAGCCAUCCGUUACGGCAUGAUCCCACCCCAGCACUUGUUCCGCCUGCAGAAGCAGUCGCCGCUCAUGAUCAAGUACUACGAAUCCAUCCGCGACCUGCUCUUCCUGGCCUUCCAGUUCCACUCAGCCUCUCCCAUUCAGCUCGCCAAGUACUUUGAUGUCAACUGCAGCAUCUUCACGCCACGCAACUACCUGUCCCCAUCAUGGGGGUCACCCUGGGUGAUCAACAACCCGACACGUGACGACCGCAGCUUCAGCUUCCAGACGCAGCUGGGCCCCAGCGGCCACGACGCCAGCAAGCGGGUGACCUGGAACGCCCUGUUCUCGCCACGCUGGCUGCCACUGAGCGUGCGCUCGGGCUACGGCGAGCACGGCGCCCUGCAGUCCACGCGCACCGAGCACGGCCGCCCACGCAUCAUCGUCACCCCGGCCACAUCCAGCCCGGACUUUGCCGGCGUGAGCUUCCAGAAGACAGUGAUUGUGUCUGUUAGGCAGCAGGGCAAGAUGGUGGUCCGUCACGUCUACAACUUCCACCAGAGCACCGAGGAAUCUGGGGAUUUCCUGGCGGAGGCUGACCUGCAGCGCCGCGGCUCCGAGUACCUCAUUGACAACUCCCUGUUUUUACACGUCAUAGUCAAGCCCCUCUACCAUAGCCUUAUUGUUUCCAAGAAGUAAAACUUCAUAACCUUCAUAACCUUUUGUCCUGCCAGAGUCUGACAUAACUUCCAUCCCUGCACUCACACAACUGCCUGGCAAUAAGUAACCUAGUACACCUCUACUCACCUUUAAACAUCCUCUUUAUGAGGUUUCACGCAGAUUCUUGAUUUUUACUUGUUUCCUCAGAUUAAACACUGCCUAUACUAUGCUGUCAUGUAUCAUUAACUUUAAGGUUACAUCAAUUCAGUCCUGACUUGCUGCUUAUAGGCGGCCUACAUGCAGCCUAUGUGGGCUACUGUAUCGCUUAAAUCUAUGCUAUCAUUUCUGAAUGAAUUUUGAUUUGAAAGAGCUUCUUUGGUGCAUUUUCGUUUGAAACAGCAGUUUUAUUUAGUCUAAGGCUAAUUGUGUUUUUAAAUGUCUGAGCUGUCAACUUGUUGGUGCUAGAUCCUCACAGAUCAUGUCAUGCAUUUAAUACCUGACACCUGAUUUCCAUUUGGUCUCCUGCAUGAUACAAAGAUUUGCAUUAUUACAUCUCAGUUAUUCAGGACCAUACGAACAUGUUCACAUUUGAAAAGUUUACAAAUAUGACCGUUUUGAUGUGGUUUAAAUAUUCACUGAAUGCAUUAAACUUGUUUACCAUUACUAGAAGAAGAGUAUAUUGCCCAGUGUUAAGAUAUUUAAGCUGUUCAAUAGAUGUUUACUUUCCUUUUGCUCACCUCAAA